GCGCGGCAUCCAUCGCUCGGCGCUGCCGGGAGGCGGCGAAUCGGGCUCUCGGAGCUCGCGGGCCGGGCUGGCGGCUCCGGCAUGGCGGGGUUCGUCAACUUCGAGGACGAGGAGGAGGUGCGGGCCUACCUGGAGAACCUGCACGUGGAGUACAGCUACCAGUGCUUCAAGGAGAAGGACCCGGAGGGCUGCCAGAGCCUCGCCGACUACCUGGAGGCCGUGAAGAAGGACUUCGCGGCGGCGGCGCGGGUGCUGCGCGACAACUGCGAGGGGCACGGGCACAGCGAGAGCUGCUACAAGCUGGGGGCCUACCAGGCGGUCGGCAAAGGUGGACUCAACCCAGACUUGAAAGCUGCCUACAACUCUUUUAUGAAGUCAUGUGAGAAAGAAGGGAAGAAGUCAGCCAACGCGUGCCAUAACGUCGGGCUGUUGGCCCAUGAUGGGAGAAUAAACGAUGAUAAACCUGACCCUGUUGUCGCUAGAGACUAUUACACAAAAGCCUGUGAUGGCAACUUUGCUCCUAGCUGCUUCAACCUCAGUGUUAUAUACCUCCAAGGAGCACCUGGGGUCCCUAAGGACAUGAACCAUGCUCUGAAGUACUCCCUGAAAGGGUGUGAGCUGGGUCACAUAUGGGCCUGUGCCAACGCCAGUCGAAUGUACAAACUGGGAGAUGGCAUUGAGAAGAAUGAUGCUAAGGCAGAGGAUUUGAAAAACAGGGCAAAAAAGUUGCAUAGAGAACAGAAAGAAGCCCCACAUUCUUUCGUAUUUGGGGAGUAAGGCUGUCAGGUGCAGUUACUAAGACUGCAGUUUUAAAUGGCAAGUGAACUUGUUAUUUAAAUGGUGAGCAUACAGUUUUUGCUUACAACAAAGAAAUAUCCUGUAAGUAUUUGCAUAUGCAAAUAAACAUAUUUUUGUGGAUUUAAAAAA
This is a messenger RNA of Apus apus (common swift), 927 nucleotides long. RefSeq names its product cytochrome c oxidase assembly factor 7. The coding region runs from base 82 to 777 and encodes 231 amino acids. Gene Ontology annotation, cellular component: mitochondrial intermembrane space. Gene Ontology annotation, molecular function: protein binding. The record is from RefSeq and is a predicted model, not a curated record. Lineage: Eukaryota; Metazoa; Chordata; Aves; Apodiformes; Apodidae. The transcript has 3 exons.